Lepus europaeus (European hare) is the source of this 1282-nucleotide messenger RNA. RefSeq names its product yrdC N6-threonylcarbamoyltransferase domain containing (gene YRDC). Gene Ontology annotation, molecular function: nucleotidyltransferase activity; tRNA binding; double-stranded RNA binding. The transcript has 5 exons. The record is from RefSeq and is a predicted model, not a curated record. NCBI's taxonomy places the organism in Eukaryota, Metazoa, Chordata, Mammalia, Lagomorpha, Leporidae. Bases 20 to 862 code for a protein of 280 amino acids. Gene Ontology annotation, biological process: regulation of translational fidelity. Gene Ontology annotation, cellular component: cytoplasm.
CGGAAGCGGGCCUGGGCGGAUGUCUCCGGCGCGUCCCUGCACGGGGCUGAGGGCCGCGGUGGCUGCCAGCAUGGGGUUGAGCGAGGGGUCGGCGGGCUCCGCCCGGAAGGGCCGUCUCCUCCGGCCGCCGAGCCCCGCUCCGGCGGCGCCAGGGGCUCGGCUGUUGCGGCUCCCGGGAAGCGGAGCCGUGCAGGCCGCGAGCCCCGAGCGCGCCGGCUGGACCGAAGCGCUGCGGGCCGCCGUGGCCGAGCUGCGCGCCGGCGCCGUGGUGGCCGUUCCCACCGACACGCUGUACGGCCUGGCCUGCUCGGCGAGCUGUUCGGAGGCGCUGGGCGCCGUGUACCGCCUCAAGGGCCGCAGCGAGGCCAAGCCGCUGGCCGUGUGCCUGGGCCGCGUGGCCGACGUCUACAGGUACUGCCACGUGAGGGUCCCCGAGCAGCUCCUGAAAGACCUCCUGCCGGGGCCCGUGACCUUGGUGAUGGAACGCUCAGAGGAGCUCAACAAGGACCUGAACCCCUUCACGCCUCUUGUGGGCGUCCGGAUUCCUGCCCAUGCCUUCAUGCAGGACCUGGCCCAGAUGUUCGGGGGACCUCUGGCUCUCACCAGCGCCAACCUCAGUUCCCAGGCCAGUUCUCUGAACGUCGAGGAAUUCCAAGACCUCUGGCCUCAUUUGUCCCUGGUCAUUGAUGGGGGACCAAUUGGGGAAGGCCAGAGCCCCGAGUGUCGCCUUGGCUCAACUGUGGUUGACUUAUCUGUGCCUGGAAAGUUUGGCAUCAUUCGUCCAGGCUGUGCCCUGGAGAGCACUACAGCCAUCCUCCAGCAGAAGUACGGGUUGUCGCCUUCGCACGGACCAUGCUCGUGAAGCUCAAGGCAACCCCAAGGACUGAUGCUGGAUACUGUGUGUCCGCUGCGGGCUGAUGAGGCCUCAUUUGCAGAGGCCGCUGGAGCUGUGUCACUCGCCCGACUUCGAGGCGGCAUGCCUGGCUGAACACUCUGCACCCGCUGCAGAAGCUACUGGUUUAGCUUCUCACCUGGGUUAAAGGUUCUAUUUAUUACCUGUGCUUUCCUGUAUCAGCCAAAAGCUGCAUUGAGAGGUCAGAACAUUCCCGGGGUGGCCUUACCAGCGGCUUCCUCUCUUACAUAAGUUAUAUGCAUAACACUUAAGUCCAGUGUUUCUGGCAACCUUUUACUUUAUUCAUGGGUAUACCAAGUAUUGAACAUUGUUGGGCAUUUGAACUUUUUCUUUAAUGUUAAAAAAAUGCUGCUAUUAAAUAUAUUUGUA